CCCAAACUCAGCGUUUAAUGUGAUAAAGAGGUGUGCAGAAGGGGCGACAGGAUGGGGAUCUUGGAGAAGAUAUCGGAGAUUGAGAAGGAAAUCGCGCGGACGCAGAAAAACAAAGCCACUGAGUAUCAUCUGGGUCUGCUGAAGGCGAAAUUGGCCAAGUAUCGAUCGCAGUUGCUGGAGCCGACGAAGAAGGGCGAGAAGGGUGAGGGAUUCGAUGUGCUGAAGUCCGGAGAUGCUCGAGUGGCACUCAUUGGAUUCCCUUCGGUGGGCAAAUCCACCCUCUUGUCCACCCUGACGAGCACACAGAGCGAGACGGCCAGCUACGAGUUCACCACGCUCACGUGCAUUCCCGGCGUGAUUGACUACCGCGGCGCCAACAUUCAGCUGCUGGAUCUGCCGGGAAUCAUCGAGGGCGCCGCCCAGGGAAAGGGCCGCGGGCGGCAGGUGAUUGCGGUGGCGCGCACGGCGGACUUGGUGCUGAUGAUGCUGGACGCCACGAAGCCCAACGUCCAUCGGGACUUGCUGGAGCGCGAGCUGGAGUCUGUGGGCAUUCGACUGAACAAGAGACGCCCCAACAUUUACUUCAAGCAGAAGAAGGGCGGCGGACUGAGCUUCAACUCCACCUGCACCAUGUCGCGGUGCAACGAGAAGAUGGUGCAGACGAUUCUGCACUCCUUCAAGAUCUUCAACGCCGAGGUGCUGUUCCGCGAGGACGCCACGGAGGACGAGUUCAUCGACGUGGUGACGGCCAAUCGCGUGUACUUGCCUUGUCUCUACGUGUACAACAAGAUCGACCAGAUCUCCAUGGAGGAGGUGGACAGACUGGCCAGGCAGCCCUUCAGCGUUGUCGUCAGCUGCAACAUGAAGCUCAACCUGGACUACUUGCUGGAGUUCCUCUGGGAUCAGCUUCAGCUGAUCCGCGUGUACACGAAGAAGCCCGGACAACCGCCGGACUUCGAUGACGGCCUCAUUCUGCGGAAGGGCGUCACAGUUGAGCACGUCUGUCACGCGAUCCAUCGUUCUCUGGCCAGUCAAUUCAAGUACGCUCUCGUGUGGGGAACGUCCACGAAGUACUCGCCUCAGAGGGUGGGAAUCAGCCACGUGAUGCACGAUGAGGAUGUUAUUCAGAUUGUUAAGAAGUAAGACUCGCUCGCGUCUUGAAUCCAAGAUAAAAAGAAAAAAAGAAUGAAGAGAGAAACACAAUUGAGUGUGACUUUGUCCUCGAAUUCCUCAACAAAUGCGCUUUUAU
This is a messenger RNA of Phlebotomus argentipes, 1249 nucleotides long. Its product is annotated as developmentally-regulated GTP-binding protein 2. The record is from RefSeq and is a predicted model, not a curated record. Gene Ontology annotation, molecular function: GTP binding; GTPase activity. Bases 52 to 1143 code for a protein of 363 amino acids. Lineage: Eukaryota; Metazoa; Arthropoda; Insecta; Diptera; Psychodidae. Gene Ontology annotation, biological process: cytoplasmic translation. The transcript is spliced from 3 exons. Gene Ontology annotation, cellular component: cytoplasm.